Messenger RNA from Carassius carassius (crucian carp), 891 nucleotides. RefSeq lists its product as uncharacterized. Bases 25 to 762 code for a protein of 245 amino acids. NCBI's taxonomy places the organism in Eukaryota, Metazoa, Chordata, Actinopteri, Cypriniformes, Cyprinidae. The record is from RefSeq and is a predicted model, not a curated record. The transcript is spliced from 2 exons.
AACUACAACCUCUGUAUCCAGGAGAUGGGCAUUGACAAACCUCCUACAAUGUGCCUCUGGCAUGAGGGCAUCGCUCGCAGAGGUUCCAUCGAGGUGGCAAGCUGUCUUUUGAAGUGGGAAGAAACAUCUUUCGCUCCCCUAGUCCAGGCAAAGGAACGGAAGCUCAUCAUCUAUAGUGACCGAUGCUGUGGGCAGAACAACAACUGGCGAGUCCUAAACCUCAUGGCCCUACUCGUAUCUAGAGGGUACUUCAGUCAGAUAGAGCAGAAGUUCAUAGUGUCUGGUCACUCCUUCCUUCCCUGUGACCGUUCAUUUGCCACGCUGGACAAGAGGCGUAAGGUGUCCACACUCCACACCCCCAGCGAUGUCGCCGAGUUGAUCCGUGGAGCCAGGCAGCUGCAUCCAUUUAAAGUAAUUGAGAUGAAAUGUGCGGACUUCAGGCAGCUCCCUGAUGCAACAUUAAAGCAUCCACCUGGCUUCCUAAUCACAUCCAUGAUGUGGUUGAAAGUGACAGCUACUGAUCCAUGGUGUGUCCACACAAAAGGGAGCCACAGCCUCUACGAGGGAUGGAAGCAUUGGCUGAUCACCAAACAGAGGAAGAAUCAACCACCUCCAGCUCCCUUGUUUUCCACCACGUAUGCUCGUGCUUACGAGGACCCUCUGCCCAUCAAGAAGGAGAAGCACCGUGACCUUAUGAAAAUGCUAGCCUACAUGCCAGCGGAGGCCCAAGCAUUUUAUGGGACACUAGAAUGUGAAGAGUAGCCUGGUAUGUGUAGGUCAUGUGCAGGGAAAGGUGGGAUAUAUUGUGUAUAUUGUGUGAAAUGAAUCAUAAAAGUAGCUGUAGCUUAUCUUGUAUGCCUUAUCUUAUGUUGUAUAAUAGUAAUAUAUAGG